AUGCCCACGGAAAUCUCUCACGCUGUGAGAAUGCAUGCCAUCUCCGGCUUCCACUCCUCGCUGACGGCGCGGCUCCUCCACAAGGGUCCGGAAUACCUUCGCAAGCAGAUGGAGGCAGGCACCCCUGGCAGGAGGAGUGCCGUGGAAAGGCUGGCAGCAGACAAGGCCAAGUACGUGAAAAGCCAGCGAGUCAGCAGCGGCACGAAGCAGGAGCCGGCCGUCCCGCACAGCUCAGCCUCCGAGAGCAGCAGCGAACUCUGUUCUGUGGAGACUAAGAGAGUGAACCCGCUGGGUGAGGGGCACGAGGCCAACUCCAAGGUGAACAGCACCCCCGAUUCUGGCCCUGCUCCCCUUGAGCAAGGCCUUCCUAUAGCCAGGCGCAGCAGCGCCAAGAGGCCCAUCCGGCCGGACUCCUUAGUGAUCUAUCGCCAGAAAUGUGAGUUUGUGAGAGGUCAAAGCCACGAGAGUCUGCGUGGGAGUUUGGUUCGAAGGCUCUUCCCAGGCUCUUCUAAGGAAAAGCAACUGGCUUCUGAGAGCUCCAAAGUAAUUCUCAAGGAGGAUGUCCCCCCGGAAGCAGAAGGGCCCGUUUUGGUCAAAAAUUCAAGCCAUAAUCUUGACCUGCAAGGACAGAAUGCAGCCCCCAACACAACACCAGCAGCUGUUCUCACCAGCAGAUGUGAGAAUGCCCCUAAACUGACUGUAGCCCCUUAUGAGGUAAAGGAGGUGAGGCGGCAAGGUCUGCAUCGGUCCCAGUCAGACAUCAGCUCUCGCUAUUCAAAAUCUUUCUCUGAGUUUGACACUUUCUUCAAGUACUGUGGCCUUGAACCUGAGGUGAUAGAGGACCUGGGCCAAGAGAACUUUUCAGUGGCUUCUGACAACUUCUCCUUCCGCAUCCGCAGCAUCAGCGUGGCAACAUCUGAAAGUGACUUCACGAGGCACAGUGGCGACGAUGGACUCCUGGAAGAAGAACUCACAGAACAGGUUCCAUCCGGCACCUCCGUGAUUGAGCGCAAUGCUCGGAUCAUCAAGUGGUUGUACACGUGUAAGAAGGCCAAGGAGACAAACGCCUUACCACAGGAGUUUGAGUGAAGAUGGCUCACUUCAGCAUAUUUUGUAGCCAGAAUGGAGGUUCAGAAGACUCAGACUUGCUGCAGC
Varanus komodoensis (Komodo dragon) is the source of this 1155-nucleotide messenger RNA. It is a transcript of the gene FAM110C, whose product is annotated as family with sequence similarity 110 member C. The coding region runs from base 1 to 1089 and encodes 362 amino acids. The transcript has 2 exons. The record is from RefSeq and is a predicted model, not a curated record. Gene Ontology annotation, molecular function: alpha-tubulin binding. Gene Ontology annotation, cellular component: cell cortex. Gene Ontology annotation, biological process: positive regulation of cell migration; regulation of cell projection assembly. Lineage: Eukaryota; Metazoa; Chordata; Lepidosauria; Squamata; Varanidae.